CUUCUUCUUCUUUUUUAUGAUUUUCUUCCAACGGUCUUGCAUCUUGUUCUUGCAGUUUCUUAUUAAAUUCUCCCUGCCUUCAUUUUCAUUCAUCCAUCGCUUUCGUUGUCGUUCGUCUCGUCGUCGUACCGUACUCGUACUCGUACUCGUAUCGUAGUGAGUGAAUUCGAAUGAAAAGAAAAAAACACUGCUAUUCUGAUUUUCACAUUUUAUUUUAAGUCAAAAUUGUUAAACAGCGCCUCGAAGCUUUGAACUCGAAUAAAAGCAAAAAAAAAGUUAAAAAAUAAAAGAUAUAUACAAAAAGACACCAAAUACCUGCCUGACGAUUCUUUAUGUUGUUGUUUGGUUGCGCAAAUAUAAAAAGUGAAAACCCAAAUCCGGAUAGCGUUGCAAUUAAUAUUGCGUGUGACCCUUUUGGUUUUUUGUAUUUUUUCUCCAACUCCAGUUGGAUUUGGUUUUCGUGUUUUGGAUUUGGAUCUAUUUGAAUGUGCAGUGUGCCUGUGCACUGUGGUGUCUCUUGACUCUGGUCGUUCUCGUUCGUUUCGUGGAGUGUGAAGUGAAGUGAACGAAAACAAGAAAAAAUAGAAAGAAAAGAAGAAAAAAACUUAAAAAAAGACAAAACGGGAUUUUCAUUUUGCUAGAAAAAUAAACCCAACUAGCUACCUUCAAGACAAGCUAGAAAAAAGAAAGAAAAAGGUUAAAAAAUGAAUAAUUUAAAUUCUUUGCAUAUUUUCGCGACAAUAAUAAUUUUGUUGAGUUCGUUGCUUUCCGAGGCUGGUCGCCCUCCAGCCGUAAAGAAAGUAAACAAAUGUUGUCGCAUCGGAGAGUAUCUAGAUCGAACGAAAGAGUGCGUCGCUGGCAGCUCCAAACUAUGGGUUCCCCUCGUGUUUUUGAUAAAUCGCAACGACUACUACGAUCCCAAAGGUGAGAGUCCCAAGUUCAUCACCUUCGAGGAGAAUAGCCGUCCCAAGGACUGUCCGGAACACCAAAUGAAAAUGAUUAUCGGUGCGGGAAAUAAUAUAAUUUUGUUUUCCAAUGGUUCGCUGUUUCUGCGUGAGAAACUAAUUUCGGUAGGAAUAGACGACUACUGUGUGGACAAAGAAGUUGCGCUGGUUUGCUUUCGCCACAUCAAAGCCGUCGACUCACUCACCGCCCAAAAGAAGCUAACCAAAGUACGGAAAUGCUGCGGCCCGAAUGCAGUAUACGACAGCAAACAGAAAACUUGCAGCCAUCAGCAGAAGGUGAUAGCCCCUUCAGCAGCAAGUCAAGCAGAUAUCUUCAAUUCCACAGACGUAGACCUGAUCUACGGAUUCCCCGACUGUAAUAGUACAAAUUUUGCAAUUGUCAGCAGUUUUAACUCGGAGCUGUUUGACAUUGAGAGUGGCAAGUUGACUCUGGAAGCAGACAAGCAGAUAACUUCCGAUCAAUUCUGUCUGGAGUACACCGUGGAUGGCAAAGGAGAUGACGAGAAAUCACCACCCGUUCUUGACAUCUUCACAUGUGCUCAUCACAUCUCAUCCGAACACGCCAUGUUGCGAAAUCCCAACGACGAGAUCCACUUUGCAGUUCUGUCAACUGGUUUGUUUAUUUCUGUGCUCUUCCUGGCUGCCGCUCUGGGUGCUGGAUUCCUGAUGCCAUCCGUCCAUUAUGUCCUGCAUUGGCAGUGUCAGAUCUACUACAUCUUUUGCCUUUUGGUCGGCGACUUACUGCUGGCCAUAAUACAAAUGUCCAGAGAUGCCUUGAGUGAAAGUGCCUGCACUAUUUUGGCCGUUUGUACACAUUUCUUCUUUUUGGCUGCGUUCUUUUGGUUGAAUACUAUGUGCUUUAAUAUUUGGUGGACAUUCAGAGACUUUCGUCCAUCCUCGCUGGAAAAGAAUCAAGAACUCUUCCGUUUGAGAUUGUUCCGCGUCUACGCCUGGGGAUUGUCAUUCAUAAUUGCCGGAACUGCAGCGAUUCUGGAACACACUUCGGAGCAGAAUGAUUUCUGGAAACCUGGCUUCGGGGGACAUUGUUGGUUCAAGGGCGAUCUUGAGAUGUUUGCAUACUUUUUUGGACCGAUUGGAAUUUUGCUCUGUGUCAAUUUGAUGUUGUUCGCAUCGACAGCUCGCCAACUAACCUGUGGUCUCUGGAAGCGAGAUGAUGUGAAGUCGAGCAGCGAAAGGACAGCCUUGGGCAAGGUGUGCCUUAAAUUGGUCGUCGUCAUGGGUGUGACCUGGAUGGCCGAUAUAAUUUCCUGGAUCAUCGGUGGGCCCAAAUACCUAUGGUAUUUCACUGACCUCAUCAAUGCCUUGCAAGGAGUUUUCAUCUUCAUCGUCGUCGGAUGUCAGCCACAAGUUUGGGCUGCCGUCAAAAGGAUUUGGACUUCAAAGACUCGCCAGGAAGCUACCAACACCACAAAUGCAGUACAACACUCGAGCUCAUCAAAUGGCCUGCCAUCGAUUGGCGAUACAACAACUAAUAACACCGUGGCCUCGGAUAAUGCCACUAAGAUUCCAAUGGAAACUGUUUGUUAGGAAGCAAGUAUUUUGUAUUUUUUUAAUUUUUCUUUGUUAACAAAAAAUUAUCCGCUGCCAAGAGUAUUGAAAUUAUUUAAUAACAAACUUUUAUAUAAGACUAAGUAUACAAAAAUAAGUAUAGGCUUUAGAUAUAUAAAAUGACUUAAGUGUUCUUAAAAAUCAGAUCGAAAAACAAAAAAAGAAGAAGAAGAAAAAGAUGAAGUUACUAAGUUACUACUAAGUGAUGGAUUUAAGAAUUAGAUAUUUUUGAUGAGAUUUGAAUUUCUUAAACUUUUUUUUUUUUGAAUAUGACAAAAUCCAAUAAAUAUUUGGAUCGUUUGAUUACAUAAUUCAUUUUGAAAAACGCAGAGCGACGCAUCAGAAUUAAAUCAAUUAUAAUUUCUAUAAAUAAAAACAUAACUUCCUUGUUUACAAUCAACGCAACGUUGCAAAAAAUUGAAAUAGUGGCUGUGACAGUGGGCGAAAUAAAUUAAUUUGUAUCUAAAAACAGACGCACAACCCUAUCCUUGAACUCUUCCCAUUCACACAAUUGAUACAUAUUACCUCCCUUCUUCAAAUUCAAGAACAUCACACACAAAAAAUACAACUAACCCUAUGGUAGCUCUUUUAUGUUUACAAGUUAGCGCCUUUUAAAUUGAUUAUUGUGUGAUGCGCGAUUAUUUUAAAUGGUUAAAUGCUCAUUUAACCUGAUCUAUUGUUUGCUUGUUUAAAAAUUAUUCCUCUUUCUCUAUUCAUUGUUGUUGUUGUCGAGAGUAUAUUAUGUAUAUGAGCUUGAGCAUUGGCUUGGGGACAAUAUUAUAGGUCGCGGUUAUUCUUUUUUUUUAAAAUAAGCAACAAAUUGGUUAAUUUAAUUUAAAAAUUUAUUGCAUUAUGAUUUAUAAAAAAAAUGGAUGAUGUAUGAAAGGCAAACAAAAAAUUGAGUUGAUUGAAUAAAGAGGAAGAGACACUUUUCAAAGAAACGAAGGUACACAUAUUUAGUUUGUUGAAUAAACUCUGAACUGAACGAAGUAGAAAACGGGUCGUGUAGGUGCGAGUAAGAAUGUAAAAAUCUCAUAUUUCAGGGUCAUUGCGUAAGCAAGACAAUUAAAGAACUUGAAAUUGUGGAACUCCAUUUUAGUUAAAUUAACAAAACAUACAAAAAAAACGUUGAACAAAACUUUUUGUUUGUAGCCGCUUAUGGAAUAUAAAUAAACGUGAACUAAAGUUAAAAUGAAGUAAUACAAAAAAGUUGGCUAUGACAAUUAUUAAAAAGAGUAACAGAAAAAAGCGCCAGCAAAUAUUUUUCCGCAGGGUUCAAACUAAAAGCCACAUAUAGGGGCAAGGGCAUGCAAACAAUAGAAUUCAAAAGAAAAAAAGACAAGAAAACAGACGAUUCUGCAAACAUUUUGUAGUACUACAAAGUAGUGUCCAAAUUGUUGCCCCACAAUCCGAGCGCCUAUGCAUACAGAAGAUAAUAUCAAAGAUUUGAAAUAGUUGUACAAAUGUAUAGCAGUUGAACACAACAACUAACAUUUGAGAAAAUUUAAAUGUACUUUAAAUUUAAUUUAAUUUUAAAUGUACAUUUAGAUGGAACCACUCUGUGCUAAGCUAAGUCUUGGUCUUAUCUUAAGAGAUAGAGUAUCAUAUAUCAAUCAAAAACCUUUUUGUUAUAGUUUCUUGAGUGUAUAGUUAGUAAGUAGCCUUAGAAAAAAGAGCAGGCUUAUACCGUUUGUUAUAAUAAGAAUAAGAAGAGGCAAGAGUCUAUUAAAAGCGCAUUACCUUACCAUACAGCUAAUUGCUUCUAUGGUUCUAGAUCAUGAACUUUUUAAUUAAUUGAUACGAUUUGUGAAAAAGUCAGAUUGAGGUAGAUAUAUGUAGAACAAUUUAUUGUAGAUGGGAAGGUUAAUUUCCUCGGAUUAUUUUCCCAAAAAAUUCAUUGCUUUAGAUUCGAUAUGCGGCGAGGAAAAUUACA
This is a messenger RNA of Eupeodes corollae, 4467 nucleotides long. It is a transcript of the gene mthl1, whose product is annotated as probable G-protein coupled receptor Mth-like 1. Gene Ontology annotation, molecular function: G protein-coupled receptor activity. The record is from RefSeq and is a predicted model, not a curated record. The transcript has a single exon. Gene Ontology annotation, cellular component: membrane. NCBI's taxonomy places the organism in Eukaryota, Metazoa, Arthropoda, Insecta, Diptera, Syrphidae. Gene Ontology annotation, biological process: G protein-coupled receptor signaling pathway; cell surface receptor signaling pathway. The coding region runs from base 705 to 2513 and encodes 602 amino acids.